UGAUUGCCUGUGCUUCACUAAUUUCUAUAACCAAGCUGGAGUGGAAUCCAAAAGAAAAGGACUAUGUAUAUCACGUGGUGAGUGCGAUCUGCGAGUGGACUGUGGCCUUUGGUUUUAUUUUCUACUUUCUAACAUUCAUCCAAGAUUUCCAGAGUGUCACCCUAAGGAUAUCAACAGAAAUCAAUGGUGAUAUUUGAAGAAAGGAGAAUCCUAUGUCAUUCAAUGAAUGUCACAGACAGUUUUUAGAAGUGAUACAGAGGAUGGACAGGGUUUUGAGGCCAUCCUGACCUGGAUGCAUCUGUGGCACAUCCAGAACUUGAAUUUCAUUAAGAAUUCCUGGUAGUUGUACUAUCUACAAAGGUAUGUUUUCUUAGAGAAUGUAGGGCAUUUAUCACACGGUAGCAAUGUUUUUAUACUUUUCUAACACACUUUUUAUAUUAACAAAUUCAAAAAUGGAGAAGAUAAGGCAUUACAGAAUAUGGAGAGCUCUUAUUUUUGUAUAGAUUUUGUCCUUGUGUGUGGAUGAUCUAUGGAAAUACGCUGUUAGGAAUUUAAGUUUAAUACAUUUAUUAAUAAGUAAAAUCAGGGAAUAUUCAUUUUAAAAUUUAACUUUAGAGGAUAAACUGCAUAACUUUUUUAUCAUAAGAGAAUUUACAAAAUUCAAUUUGUAGUGGUCACAUACUUAAGUCUUAAAGAUUUAGAUAAUAAAUGAACACUAAGAUACCCUGUUUUUUAACUGAACAAAGUAAAAUGCGUCAUUGAGAGGCCUUUUCACUACUCGCCAUGCACAAUUAACUCUAAGUGAAUGGGAAGGAAGACCUUGGUUUUGAAAUUUCUCUUCCUCUCUUCUCCCUGCCCAUUGGGCUGCAGCUUUCACCCUGCUGCUAAUUGAUGGGCCAUAGUGGAUGUAAUUCUGAGUGGGUUGGGUUCAGCGAGGUAGAUUGAAAAUUAUCAAAUCAUCCUUAAUUGUGACGGGCACAACUUGAUAUACAGUGUGACCCAGGAGCUGAAACUCACAACUCAAUUUCAUUUUAUGCCAGCAAAUAUGUCAAAAGAGCACAGGCUCAAGAGAGACAGGGAGAAAGGAAAGGGGGCAGUUGAAACCUUCAGGUGUGGGAUGCUGCUUAUUUGCAACUCCUUGUAAUGCCUGUGGCUGAAUGUUCCACAACACUUCAGGAAAUGGGAGUCAGGCCCUUUGUAUAAAGCAGGACCCACAGAGUCCACCUUGUCACCCAAAUCACCAAUGACAAGUGAACAGCAAGUUGUUCUGUGGGAACAAGUAGCCCCUGAAAUAUUGACAAGAAGGUACUCUCUUUGCAAUACCCCUGGAAUACAAACCUGGAUCUGACCAAGUGGGAGCAGCUCUUGAGGUCACAUCAUACCAAGGACCAAGCAGCCCAUUUGGACAGCUUUGGAGGGCACGAGCAGUGGGAAGCUUGAAAUGUCUCCUUAGUAACUCUUUGUAGAGUGAGUGAAAGAUGAGGCACACAGCAGUCCUCUACCUCUGCCAUGACAUCCUUCAUCUCCCCUAAGUAAAGCUCAAAACCAUAUGUAGGUCUACUACAACUUGUCACAGUACUGUGGACCCCCGUUGUAACACUGAAACUGAAAGACAAUGAUUAUGAAGAGGAAGAGGACCCCACUCACCUUUUCCAUGGAAUCCAUGGUAGAAUGAAUCCAUGGUUGUGCCUCACUUUGAGCAGACUUUUGUUAUCAUCACUUCUCAGGCCACAGAGACAUUCUUCAUUUUACAUCUCUCCACACAAUGAGAUUGAAAGCUCACUGGACACAGAUUAUGUGCCUCUAUUUUAGUAACGCCAGCAUUUAACACAGUGCCUCUUGGUACACGACAGGUGCUUAAUAACUACUCACUGCAUGAAUAAAUGAACAAAUGAAGGAACAACUAAGAAUGUUUGAGGUGCUGCAUAAUGGGGUUUGUUUACUCUUAUUUACUGGUUAUUUUAAUGUAAACAAAUAGUCUGUGCCACCCAGUAAUGUUGACUGUUUUGCUUUGUAUAAUGGAAGCAGUUCAGUUGUUUGGACUUCAUGAUUCUAUGACAACUCUCUUCAGACAGUUUCCACAGAAAUUGUUACAUGGGCUAGAUCACACGGUAUACCAGUCUUGGCAAACCGAGAAGGCCAAAAAUCACUCCAGACGAUCACAUUCUACUGGUUCCAUGCAACUUGUAAUAUCUGCAUUUUGGUAUUAUUUUUCAUUUCUGUGAAUUUACAUUUCCUUGGACCUAUUGGUGAAAGAGUAAAAUAAAAUGAAAUAUUUAUUUAGUAAUUUGUGUCUGUUAUAUUACAAUAUGUUACCUGGGCACUACUAGGAAGUGUAUUUAUCUGGAAGAUGAGUUUAGAUCCUCUUGGACUUUACAAAGGUAUGGCUUCAACUUUGUUUUUUUUAAUUUAUGUUAUUUGCAUGUGGGCAUGAUAGAUUCAUCUUUUUUGUUUUCUUCUUCCGUACUGGGGAUUGAACUCGGUUUUGUGCUUGCAAGGCAAGCACUCUACUGCU
This is a messenger RNA of Castor canadensis (American beaver), 2515 nucleotides long. It is a transcript of the gene Dram1, whose product is annotated as DNA damage regulated autophagy modulator 1. The record is from RefSeq and is a predicted model, not a curated record. Gene Ontology annotation, cellular component: lysosome. Gene Ontology annotation, biological process: regulation of autophagy. Lineage: Eukaryota; Metazoa; Chordata; Mammalia; Rodentia; Castoridae.